Pogoniulus pusillus (Red-fronted tinkerbird) is the source of this 3694-nucleotide messenger RNA. RefSeq names its product polycomb group ring finger 5 (gene PCGF5). The record is from RefSeq and is a predicted model, not a curated record. The transcript is spliced from 10 exons. Gene Ontology annotation, cellular component: PRC1 complex. NCBI's taxonomy places the organism in Eukaryota, Metazoa, Chordata, Aves, Piciformes, Lybiidae. Gene Ontology annotation, biological process: regulation of transcription by RNA polymerase II. Bases 290 to 1060 code for a protein of 256 amino acids.
GCUCGGAGAGGGUGGGAGGUGCACGCCGUUUCCCUUUCUCUUUCGCUGGGCGGCUGCCCGCCAGUCCGAGGCCGCUGUGCUGCGCCAGGUAGGAAAAUGACUUACUUGGUACGGGAGCAGGAGUUAUGAGCCAUGAUGUCCCUGUAAGACCUUUGAGAUUAAGAGCAAAUGCCUGGAGAAGUCCAGCUGCAGAAAGCAGCGCUGGAGCUCUUGUGAACAGUGGGCAUCGUCGCCUCUCAGACUUGCUUGUCUGGCCCCAAGCACUCUGCCAGCAUUUCCUACCCCACGAAUGGCUACUCAGAGGAAGCACUUGGUGAAAGAUUUCAAUCCUCAUAUCACCUGCUAUAUCUGUAAAGGCUAUCUCAUCAAGCCAACUACAGUAACUGAGUGCCUCCAUACCUUUUGUAAGACAUGUAUUGUUCAACACUUUGAAGACAGCAAUGACUGUCCCAGGUGUGGCAACCAAGUGCAUGAGACCAAUCCACUAGAAAUGUUAAGGCUGGAUAACACCUUAGAGGAAAUUAUAUUUAAGCUGGUGCCUGGACUUCGAGAACAGGAACUGCAGCGUGAGAUCGAGUUUUGGAAGAAAAACAAACCUCAAGAAAAUGGACAAGAUGAAAGCCCAAAAGCUGAUAAACCAAAAGGAGAUGAGGAGUGUGAUGAAAAUGAAGAGGAUAAAGAUUAUCACAGGAGCGACCCACAGAUUGCUAUCUGCCUCGACUGUUUACGCAACAAUGGGCAGUCAGGAGAUAAUGUAGUCAGAGGUUUAAUGAAGAAAUUUAUCCGCUGCUCUACUCGAGUGACUGUGGGAACUAUAAAGAAGUUUCUCAGUUUAAAAUUAAAACUUCCAAGUUCUUAUGAGCUGGAUGUACUAUGCAAUGGAGAAAUCAUGGGGAAGGACCACACGAUGGAAUUCAUCUAUAUGACAAGAUGGAGACUAAGAGGCGAAAAUUUUCGGUGUCAGAACUGCUCAUCUUCGCAAGUCUGCUCACAGGAUGGCACUUUUUAUCAGUCUUACCCUAUGGUACUUCAGUAUCGACCUAGAAUUGACUUCGGUUAGACCAAAGGGCCAGAUCCCACUGAGAUGAAUCCUGCACUAUUUGUUUACCCAUCGACAGAUUGCACAAUGAAUGGAUGUGCCUGGAUUAGGGGGACACAACCAGAUUUUCAGCAUGCACAUAAGGACAUUGUCUUUCUGAAAACUGUCAGUUGCAUCUCUGUUGUUUCUAUUAGAGCAAGCCAAGUGCCAUUCUGCUACUGAAAUGUGCAUAAGAUAAUUGUGUAUCUUACGAGUGUGCUGCAAAUCAUAGCCAAAAUCAUGAAGUGUACAGUCAAGAUUCAAAACUAUGGAAUACUUCUGCUUGCGUGUUAGAAAAUUUCUCUGGUCCUAAUAUUGAUUCCACUAGCAAAAUGACAGAGUGCGCAUUCCAUGUGGUGUUGCAGUUUCACACACUAUUUUACUGAGUAUUGUUGUUUAAAUCAUAGAGUACUGUACAAAGAACUAAGGAUUAUACCUUGAAAAUAUUUUGUAUAGAAAGUAUAUUUAGAAAAGUGGUGAUUGGGCCACUACUUUUUUUUUUUUUUUUUCUCUUGAUAAGCUUCUCAUGGGUCCAGGUAUAGCUCACUCAUGAGUGUGCAACAGUCCUUUUGUAGUGAAUGAAGAUUAAUUACCCAUAACAACAGACAUAGAACAUGGCAAUUUGAAUCAGUAAUUGUAAAUCUUCUAAACAAAUUCUGCUAACAUUGCUUAAAAGCAUCGCAGCCUUUGUGAUUGCACUUUUCUAUGGUCUCCCUAAAGAUUGGAGUUUGGGAUACUAGCUGGUUUUGGAAAAAGGUUUCUGGUCAGAUUCCAUUUCUUCUAAUGAAUCCUCUGUAGAGAUUAAGUUUAAAAUAGUGUAAAUGCCUAUGGAACAAACUUAGACCAUGGCAAAAAUUUCCCUAAUCAUUACCUUUCAGAGUAAGCAUUUCCUUUUAAGGCUGGUUGGAGGUACAAAACAUGCUAAGGCAAAAAUAACAUACAGCUUUAGUGUGACUGUCUGGAGCUUACAGUUCAUUACACAAAUCUUCAUUAGUUAAAAGUCACGCCAUAAAACUAUUUCCAUAAAAUUAGAAGUAAUGCAAUACUGAAGAUAAGCAAUCUGACCAAAAUAAUUGUUCAGGUAAUUUCGGGGGUUUUUUAUUUCUAAGGCAUAAUAGUGCUGGAUAAAGAGUGAUCGUUGCCUUAGGUGUUGCAAACAUAAUGGAUCUAGUGUAGAAUGUUUACUGAGGUUGCUGGUGAUGUUGCAGGGAGCAUAGUUAACACAUGUUUUCUGUAGUCUUCCCUUGUCUUUGCUCUGCUUGAAAGUCAGUUGAGUUUUUCACUUCAGAUUCUUUUGAGAUACUUACAGUUCAGUACCUUUAAGUUGUUUUUGCUAGUAUUGUAGAUAACUACUUUUUUAUGCUUUUUUGCAUAAAAAACAAAUCAUUUUUUCAGAAGCUACUAUAGAGUAAACUAACGCUUGGAUGAGACAAGGUGAAAAUUCUAUCUUUGGAUCAAGUAUAAAAGGUAGUUGGAAUGCUGUAUCUCCAUUGUAAAUUUAUGUUCAUGUACAUCAGUAUGUUUCUGUAGGAGAAAUAAGCGUGUUGCGGAUUAAAUCUGGCCCCUUUAAUAUUAGUAGGAGUUCUAACAUUGCUGACUUUAAGAAUCUGUAUAGAGUUGGGUUGAAUUCCAACAUUGCACUCCAAAGCCCAUAUGACAUGCAGAAAUAAAGAUGCUGUCAGUAGCAGUCUGUUUAGGAAACCUGCCAUUGCAGGUCAAGGUUGCACAUAUUGUGCAGAUGCCAGUGAACCUGAGGAAGCAAGAUGUGUAGGAAGCUGCUGCUCCUUUCUCCAGGCAUAGUGUGCUGAUACAGGCACUGGUUAGCCCACACUGUAGAUGGGAAGGGGUACACAUGCUGGCUGCAGGAAGGGUCAUCUUUUUGCCCGCUCAGUCUAUAAUGUGCUACUUGACAGAAACAAGGAGAUACUCCGUGUAGGAAGGGGCCUUCUCUGCAGAAUCUCCAGGGAAAAACAGAUUCUUUGUGUAUCUAGAGGUCCUCCUUAUGGAGCAGCUUGGAAGAGCAGAGCAUGCACUCUGAUUGCAAAUCAUUCUUCUCUUUAGUAUAUACAGUUGUUUUGUACGGUAGAAAUAGGGUAUUGUUUGUAAAUAUUUACAUACACAUACAAAUGACAGCUUACAGUUUUUAUAUAUUUCACACGUUUUUAUACCAGAAUUUUCACUGUAAAUUUCCUUGACACAAAAUGCCUGAUUCAGUUUAUCACAAAACUAAUGGUAGUACGCUUAAGCAUAAUUCCUGCUUGCUUUAAGGGGACGGUUAUUUUCUCACAGUUUGUGCUUAUUGUUUUGACGAAAUUGAGUAGACUUGGUCUGAAAAGCUCACUUGCAUCCACCUAAUACAACCCCUGAAAUAGGACUGCUUUGUGUAGCCUUCUGAAUGGCAACUAACAGAUACGACUGUUUAAUGAUUUUGUGUAUUCACAAUUCAGAGAACCAUGAAUUCUCCUGUUCAUAAUUGGAUGUAGGUUUAAUUCAUGGUCUUUUCUUGAUGGAACUUGAAGUUAGAUUAGAGAAGAAAGCAUGGAAAACACUGACAGAUGUGAUUUAAUGUUCCCAGCUGAGAAUCAUGGCAUUAAAUGCAUAUGAUAUAGCCACCUA